Ilex paraguariensis (yerba mate) is the source of this 348-nucleotide messenger RNA. Lineage: Eukaryota; Viridiplantae; Streptophyta; Magnoliopsida; Aquifoliales; Aquifoliaceae. The record is from the annotation of a GenBank genome assembly.
AUGCAAUCCGACGAAUGUGCCACCUCCAUGGAACUUGAAAAAGUUCCAUCUGAAUCAAACCGUGUAUCUUUUGCUUCAAAACCAAAUUGUGCACCCUUGAAGGCUCACAAGAUAUUCGACGGUCAAGUUCCAUUCAGGAAAGUCUCUGUACCACUGCAUCGAUAUACGCCUCUCAAGAAAGCGUGGUUGGAAAUUUACACUCCUAUAUACGAGCAGAUGAAAAUCGACAUUCGUGUGAAUCUCAAGGCUCGCAAGGUUGAAUUGAAGACCAGAUCAGACACACCCGACAUCAGUAACCUCCAAAAUGUGCUGAUUUUGUGCACGCUUUCAUGCUUGGAUUCGACGUGA